Molecule: messenger RNA, 390 nt
Organism: Zasmidium cellare ATCC 36951
Lineage: Eukaryota; Fungi; Ascomycota; Dothideomycetes; Mycosphaerellales; Mycosphaerellaceae
Exons: 1
Coding region: 1-390 (129 amino acids)
Source: RefSeq, a predicted model, not a curated record
AUGCCCAUCUCUCAAUCACCAAUGCCACGCUUCGCGGCGUGCUUCUUCGCAACACUCUUCGUCGGUUUCGGUGUCAACGCCAUGGUCAAUCCAGAAGCCGCUCUGUCGUUCUUCGAACUCAAAUACCCACUGCUACAAGACCAGAAGAAUAUUGUCGAUGUAUUAUCGAUGGUGUAUGGAGUCCGAGAUAUCUUCAUGGGAGUUGCCAUCUUCGCCACGGCCUAUUUCGGGACAACACCUGCACUAGGUUGGAUCUUGGUCGCCGCAGGAGCGUGUGCUGGCGUGGAUGGUUGGGCUUGUAAGACAAUCGUCGGACAGGCAGAGAUGAACCAUUGGGGCUAUGCACCUGUGGUAGGAGUGCUUGGGCUUGUGUUGGCGGCCGGACUUUGA